Messenger RNA from Miscanthus lutarioriparius, 157 nucleotides. The record is from the annotation of a GenBank genome assembly. NCBI's taxonomy places the organism in Eukaryota, Viridiplantae, Streptophyta, Magnoliopsida, Poales, Poaceae.
GGGAAACCAAAGAGGUUAGCAACACUGGGAGCGCGACGAUGACCACGAUGGGGGCAACAAGAAAGAUAAUUGGAGAUAAUAAAGAUUUGUUGUGCUAUCUACAAGCUCUAGAGUACUGCUGCAAACUCACCAAACAGUGCUGGCAUGACAUAAAGGA